This is a messenger RNA of Sander lucioperca (pikeperch), 4166 nucleotides long. It is a transcript of the gene edc3, whose product is annotated as enhancer of mRNA decapping 3 homolog (S. cerevisiae). The coding region runs from base 170 to 1600 and encodes 476 amino acids. Lineage: Eukaryota; Metazoa; Chordata; Actinopteri; Perciformes; Percidae. Gene Ontology annotation, biological process: deadenylation-independent decapping of nuclear-transcribed mRNA; P-body assembly. Gene Ontology annotation, cellular component: P-body. The transcript is spliced from 7 exons. The record is from RefSeq and is a predicted model, not a curated record. Gene Ontology annotation, molecular function: mRNA binding.
GGACGCCGGAAGCAGUCAUCCAGAAGCUAGCAACAGCAUCUUUCGACCAUUCAAUAAGCUAAAACCUAGCAGUCUAAAUAUACUACAAUUUCCCUUUCGGCACUUCAUUUGACACUUAAUUCAUUUGUGUUAUUGAAAAGAGUGUGCUUCGCAUCAACUCCGAAAAGUCAUGGCAGCGGAUUGGCUGGGUAGUUUAGUGUCAAUUAACUGUGGACCAACACUGGGAGUCUAUCAAGGAGAGGUGGUGUGUGUGGACCAGUCCAGCCAAACCAUCUCAUUAAAACAACCUUUCCAUAAUGGAGUCAAGUGCCCUGUUCCCGAGGUCACAUUCAGUGCCAUUGACAUAAAGGAACUAAAGAUUUUAGAUAUCAGAAAAGGCAAUGCUAGGAAUAGCUCUUCUACGAAGGUAAGCAGUGUUCCAGUUGCAGUCCCAAAGGGUGACCCCAGGCCUGUGGAGAAACUCAACUCUCCUCAGCACUGCUCCAAAAGCUAUGGAGAACGUCACCUGGACGUACCCGGCCAGCCAAAAGGAUUUCGUCAAAGACACAACUCCUGGUCAUCUAGUAGCCGAGGGGCAAACCAAGCGACACCGAAAAAGAAUGGGGUGAAAAAUGGUCCGAUGAAGCACAGAGACGACGAGUGUUUUGGGGAUGGCAUGGACGACGGGCUGGAUACAGACUUUGAUUUUGAAGGAAACUUGGCUCUUUUUGACAAAGCAGCAGUUUUCUCAGAAAUCAACAUAUCAGAGCGCCGCAAUGGUGCAAGGUCACGUGGGACGCCCCAGGAGCAGACCCCUUCACGGUACCGUCAUGAUGAAAACAUCCUGGAGGCCAAACCUAUCGUGUACAGACAGAUUACUGUACCGCAGCCCGGGGCCAAAGAGUACUGCACUGACUCUGGGCUCGUUGUACCCAGUAUAUCCUAUGAACUACACCAGCGUCUGUUGUCAGUCGCUGAGCGUCAUGGUCUCUCACUGGAGCGAAGACUUGAAAUGACUGGAGUGUGUGCAAGUCAGAUGGCACUUACAUUGCUGGGAGGGCCCAACAGAUUCACUCCAAAAAAUUUACACCAGCGUCCCACAGUGGCUCUGCUGUGUGGCCCUCAUGUUCAGGGUGCUCAGGGCAUCAGCUGUGGUCGUCACCUGGCCAAUCAUGAAGUGGAGGUCAUCUUGUUUCUGCCAAACUUUGUCAAGAUGCUCGACUCAGUCACCAGCGAGCUCACACUCUUCAACAAGACUAGUGGCAAACAGGUGUCAAGCAUGAAAGACCUUCCAGACACCCCAGUAGACUUAAUCAUAAACUGCCUGGACUGCCACGAGAACACAUUCCUGUUGGAUCAGCCUUGGUACCGAGCAGCUGCAGACUGGGCUAACCAGAACCGAGCACCCGUACUCAGCUUAGACCCUCCUGGUAGGGGACAGGGGCAGGCUGUGGAGGCCAAGUGGUCUCUCUCUCUUUGCCUCCCCCUUCCCCUGGCUGAGGGAGCUGGCAGGGUUUACCUGUGUGACAUAGGUAUUCCUCGCCAGGUGUUCCAGGAAGUGGGAAUCAAGUACAUUUCUCCUUUUGGUUGCAAAUUUGUCAUCCCCUUGCACUCUCCAUAAUGGGACUAAUGGUCAACAUCCCUCCAUGCCCAUUUGGGUUUUGGCACCUUGUAUUCCAGAGUUCAUCCAUCAAGUUUCUAACUCAUGUGAAUGGGACCACUGUUUGGUACAUUAGUUCAACCAGGACUAAGUGCAUAUGGGUGGGAUAGGAAAGAGCUUUAUUGAAAAAGUAAAUGUGUUGACCAUCAGAGGAUUCAGCAGUUAUGUAGAUACCAUUGUAUUUACAUGAUAUUACAAGAUAUUUGGAAGAUAGAUUUUUCAAAAAAAUACAGCUGAAGUGUCAAAAAUAAUACCACAUAGUCAUCAGUAGUUUUAGAUUUAAUAAGACAAUAUCUGAUUUCAAAUGGAAACAUUUAUUAAUGUCUCUGUAAUCUAACCUCAUAUCAAAGCCAUCGGUUGAAUGAAAUGGAGAUCCACCAUAUACAUGCAAAUGUGUUAUUACUAUAAUCUGGAUGAGACAACAUAACACCAAUUUGCAUUGGUGUUACCAUUGCUAAUGACUUGGUUUAUAGCCUGCCAUACUCUUCAGCACUCUGUUACUGUUGUCUUAUGUUUUAUUAGGAUAGAAAAUCCAUUUAUAUUCCAUUUGAUAAGAUGACCCAACAUGCAAAACCUCUAGCAAUCUUUCCUUUUAAUGAAAAACCUUUGCUAUCUAAAUUUUGUUACAAUGGGGAGCCAAAGUCAUAACGUCAUGCCCGGGCUAGCCUCUGUUCCACUAGCUUCUGUAAGUCAAUGCAUUCAGCAUUUAUUUUAUCGGUCACGUCAAGACAAUCAAGACAAUUCGCCACCCACUACUGCAGUUGUUAUAAGCAGUUGUUACAUUAACAAAGUUAAACGCUUACUAUGUGAGCAUAGAAAAAACUACUGCUCCCAUGAAAGAACUACAAGCGCGGGUACUUCGGUCAUUGUAACGUGGUUUUGUCCAUAUCCAUAAAACGUGCGUAAAGGCCGUUAAAAACAAAUAUUGAAUAAUAAAAAUUAAAAAAACUACUGGCCUUGUCUAAACUCUUGAAGCGAGCCACACAACAUACUGUUGAGAAAGACCGUUCCAAAGCUAGAUUUUUAGUUAUUACUGUAGAGUAGUAACACAUGUCAGUGAGAUUUUGAAUGACAUUUUCUGGGAAUAGAACCCAGAAAGAAGUUGCAUUUUCACUUUGGCUAACUUUGGCUCUCUAUUGUAUCUGUUAAAGGACCAUACCAGAGUGUUGGCAAGUUUCACUUCCUUGCAAAUCAUGUGUUCUGACCUUUCUUUUAAUUCAGACUACUGUUAAAAAACUGAUAUUUUUCUAUUGGUUUCCAGUUAUUACAGUAUAAAAGAAAUUAAUUAGCAGACUCCUAGAGCUCUGUUAUGUUGCUAAUCCAUCGCAGUGAACAUAAAGUCUGCAGUAGUUAAAUUAUUUUUGUGUGGUAAUGUAGAUAAUCGCAUAUUUUAAAAAUCUGCACUGCAUUACACUAACAAAAAUGAAUGCAUACUUGACAUUGUCUGUGAUGGACUAAAGUUUCAAGAGUAUCCUAGUACAUUUUCAUGUUCUAUUGAAAUGAAUAGAAGCUAAUAGAUGCCUGAAAGACAAAAUGCAUCAACCUUUCUAAAAAAAAAAACAGUAGCAUGGUUUUCAGAUGGUUAGUUGUGAUGUACAAUGGGAGUGAUUGUAAAUGGUGGUAUGGUCCUUUAACGUUUCAAACCACCUUGCAGGUCAGACUGUCUACAGUUAACUUUUUUUUUUUUUUUUUAAACAAAGUUGUGUUGGUUGACAAAACAAGCUGCCUUUUUCUAAAGUAUAAAUGCUCUUUGAUCAAGAUGCAACAUUUUGAGUAAUUAAAGAAGAGCUGCUUGUAGAAAAGGCUAAAGUGAAGCAGUUUCAGAAGUUACAAAUGAUGUAAUUUGGGAUAUGGUUUAUGGUGUGGUAUUGUGUCCAUACAUUAACUUGUUAACAUCUCAGGAGGAUUAAAAAGAAGUUGUUUUUUUCCCGCUGUACACAUUAUCAGCACAGGGUUCACAAACUGAUUCAGUGAAAAUUACUUUCAUGCACAAAGGGUUUGUCCUUUCUCCAACAUUCCUCCGGCCUGAUGUGUUAUGUCACGUCUGUUGAGACAAGUCUGGCUUGAAAACAUCCACCAGCGUUACUGAAUGUAAUGAGUUUUUUUCUUUGGCCGCCAGGGGGCCAUUAACCACACUUUGGGUGGCUCUUCCUUAUUCUGUUAUAAUGGCAGCUUUAUGUACUAUGUCUACAAACACUAGUGUUAUUUCUCUACGAAAUGUGAAGCGUCAGAAACCACGAGGUGGUCUGGCUUUUGUCAGGAAAGCACCUGUUUAAAAGAAUAAUUGUUUAAACGCAGGUUUUGCUUCUUGAGAAUUAUUAAAUUAGUUUACAUGUUUUAAAUCCUCAGAUCUGCACUGGGUGUUUAGUCCGUGCGAGAACAUCGCAUUAUAUAACCAGUGGGAGGUUUUAUCUAUACAGGACAACUUUUUGCUUUUGGGAGCGAAGUCGAGGUUCAAAAUACUGCGCAGUUCUCUUGUGUCAUGUCUGCAGAUUGAAACAAUAAAAAACUUCUACCGUUGCUCUAA